Messenger RNA from Raphanus sativus (radish), 2067 nucleotides. RefSeq lists its product as uncharacterized. Bases 254 to 1483 code for a protein of 409 amino acids. The record is from RefSeq and is a predicted model, not a curated record. NCBI's taxonomy places the organism in Eukaryota, Viridiplantae, Streptophyta, Magnoliopsida, Brassicales, Brassicaceae. The transcript has 8 exons.
UUUUUUUGUGCACAACAACGCACUCUACCUAUACUGUUUAAGAAACAUAAAAAAGAUGGGGAAAGAGGGUAACAGCAGAAAGCAGCAAAGUUUGAAGAAACCCAAAUUCAAAGAAACAUCAAGAAGACGAACAACAACAAUAAGAAACCGUAUUAAAUGUUGUCUUUUGAAUCACUGAAGAAGAAGAAAACAACAGCACAGCAGAUGUUUUCAUCAUCAUAGUCCGCACCAAGUUUCAUUCAAGUCCGUUACGAUGUUUUCUUCUAGAUUCUUCAGAUUGGUUCUAUUACUUUGUCUUGUCUCCUCUUCCUUCUCCACCGCUUCUCCGUCAAAUUAUACUGCCGCCGAUCAAACUCUUCGGCCGCAAGAAGAGCUCCAGAAGCUGAAACUGAUUAGACAAGAACUCCAAAAGAUCAACAAGCCUGCCGUCAAAACCAUUCAGAGUUCAGAUGGAGAUAUAAUAGAUUGUGUUUUGUCUCAUAAGCAACCUGCUUUUGACCAUCCUCUCUUACAGGGACAGAGACCAAUGGAUCAGCCUGAGCUCCCCGAAGGAUACAUCAAAGAUGAAGAAUCCAAUGAAGAUUCUCAGCUGUGGAGUUUAUCCGGCGAGUUUUGCCCGGAAGGUACGGUCCCGAUUAGAAGAACAACGGAACAAGACAUGUUAAGAGCAAGUUCUGUUCGGAGAUUUGGUCGGAAAAUCAGGCGCGUGAGGAGAGAUUCCGCAAGUAACGGCCACGAACAUGCGGUGGGAUACGUAUCCGGGAGACAAUACUACGGAGCAAAAGCUAGUAUAAACGUAUGGUCACCACGCGUCAGUAGCCAACACGAGUUCAGUCUUUCUCAGAUUUGGGUUAUAGCCGGUUCGUUCACUCACGAUCUUAAUACCAUCGAAGCCGGUUGGCAAAUUAGUCCGGAGCUAUACGGAGAUACAUACCCAAGAUUCUUUACCUAUUGGACGUCCGAUGCAUACCGAUCAACGGGUUGCUACAAUUUGUUGUGUUCCGGUUUCGUUCAAACCAACCGUCGAAUCGCCAUAGGAGCUGCGAUUUCUCCUAGAUCUUCCUAUAGAGGUGGACAAUUCGAUAUAAGCUUAUUGAUCUGGAAGGAUCCAAAGCACGGUCAUUGGUGGCUACAAUUCGGGUCGGGUACAUUAGUCGGUUACUGGCCAGCGUUUCUAUUCACGCAUCUAAAGCAACAUGGGAGCAUGGUACAAUUCGGAGGCGAGAUUGUGAACACCCGACCUGGUGGUUCACACACUUCGACCCAAAUGGGCAGUGGCCAUUUCGCCGGUGAAGGUUUUGGUAAAGCAUCUUAUUUCCGGAAUCUCCAAGUGGUUGAUUGGGACAAUACUCUUCUUCCCGUUUCGAAUCUAAAGAUCCUCGCAGAUCAUCCCAAUUGUUAUGAUAUAAGAGGUGGGACGAAUCGUGUAUGGGGUAACUAUUUUUAUUAUGGAGGUCCAGGAAAAAACCCUAGAUGUCCAUGAAGAAUCAAGAAACGUACGUUACUAUUAUUCUUUACAUGUGUUGGCUUAAUGAUUUUUGGGAUUAGAAAGGAAUUUACAAGUAUCUUUGCGGCUAGGUGUUUUGCAAAUAUCAUGUGGAUGAAUUUAUCACCACGAGGGCACUUUGUUUUUGUUUUUUUUUUCACAAAUGGUAGUUGUUUUUUUUUUUUUUUUUUGUUUAACCUGGGGGUAUCCCAGGCCCAGAAGGCCCAGACUAAUCCCCAAGGGGAAGGAAUGCCCACGGAUAGACGCCCCUCCCAGUUUUUCAAAUGGGCCGAAAGCAUGGCCCAUAUCCGUGUGGGUGACAAGAGCGUUGCAAGGUAGUUCCCUCCGGCGUGGAUCGAACCCCCUACCUGGGUGCAGGCGGGGACCCGUCCUAACCAUUGGGCUACAACGUCUUGUCUAAAUAUCAUGUGUCAUACUUUUUUGUUUGUUUUAUUUUUAGGAAAUUGUGAUAUUCUAUGGAUUUUUGUAAUUUGUAAAUGUAGACAAUUCGUAAGACCGAAUGGCGAAUGUUGUAUUGUUAUGUCGUAUACUCGUAUCAAAUGCCUUCUCAACUUUAACUU